AUGAAUCCGAUGACAACUUAUAGUAAUUUAAACGAUGGCAUUACAACAAGAAGAUAUACUGGAUUUCCUUUGAAUUCAACACUCGUUAGUGCUUAUACACCUGAUACAAUAAGAAAUAUUAUUACCCAUGCAGCUGCCGGGCAACCCUACACUACUGCUGUAUGGAUAAGAGUCAGUCGAAUGGGUAUUCGUAUAAAUGCUCAAAACCCACAAGUGGCAAGUACCCGUGUACCAGUAUUUAUACCAAUAUCACUGGUACAUGACAUUUUUAUUCAACCAAACAUUCCAAAUGUGAUUUGUAUUGUUUACGAUGAAAUACAAUCGAAGAUGAAAGGUGUUUUGUUGUACGUUGUUCAGUCAGCCGAUGCAGUUUUACUCAGAGAAGAUAUUCGUGCUAUUAAACAGCAAGUAUCUGUGCAUACACCAGCACCCUACGUGAACCCGUUCGAUUCUCGUUUUGCAAAUACAAAUGUAAUUGGUCGCAGCCAAAUACCACCACCGUAUUCUACUUAUCUGCCACCACACAGCCAAGAUCAACCACUUCGUUUAGAACCCAAUAUGUUACAACGGAUAUCGCCACCCGUAGCUGAAGUUUACAGAGGCAACGUCACGGAGCCUCCAACACCUAUGCGCCGAGUUGUUUACUUAAAAAAUGGUUCAGCUCGCGUUUCACCCACAGGUCCAUAUUCAGACUUACCACAACUGGGUUGCGCACCGUCAAAAGGUAGCUAUAAUGGUCACGAACGACGUAGAAGUCCUCGAAAAAAGCAUCAUACCAAACCAUCGACUGAUAGUGGUAGCAGACAUCGGCGAAAAGUUCCUUUAGAGCGCUCAAGAUCAUUGGAAAAAAACCAACAGAUUAAGGCUGAUUCUAACCAUUUACUAAAAAAUGGUCAUCAAAGUACAGACACAGAUUCCAAAAAUUUGUCACCUCAACAACUUCAACAGAUUUUGUAUCAACAACAACAACAACAAAUCGCAGCAAUGAUGGCAAUGCAAAAAGCAAAUCAAGUUCCAAUAGUGCCAUUGGGUAUCUAUAACAGAUACGUGCCAAAAACGAUACCAUUACCAUCGGGUGAUACAAUCAAAACAACUGUUCCGCAGCCACCAAUCAUAAAUGGAAAUGAUCAUAAUCAAACACUGAAUAGUAGAGGAGAAGCUUUUCUUCACCAUGAGCAAAAUGGUCUAAUAAAUAAUCAUUCAAAAUCAAGAUCAGUCUCACGUUCAUCAUCAAGAAAUCGACAAAAAGCUCGACCGGCAAGUGUUCAACAUCCGUUCGAAAUAUUAGAGACGCGUCAUCACCAUCACCACCAUCGACAUUCUCACAAAAUACCACCAAAUGGUGCUAAUUGGGGAGCAAUGACAGUGAAAGGUUUAUCAACACGUAAUCGUCGAAAAUAUAGUGACAGUAAAGAAACCAAACAAUAUUUAAAACAGUUACUUGACGAAGUACAAAACGUUAAAACCGAAAUGAACAGAAUAAAACAAACAGCCGUAAUGAAAAAUCGUCCUGAUUCAUUAAAAAUUGAUUUAAGAGAGAUCAAACCAGAUAUUGAACAAAUUCGAAUAAGAGCAAAUAAUUGA
Molecule: messenger RNA, 1584 nt
Organism: Didymodactylos carnosus
Lineage: Eukaryota; Metazoa; Rotifera; Eurotatoria; Philodinida; Philodinidae
Source: the annotation of a GenBank genome assembly